UAACCUCAAUAAAUAUUUGAUGUAUAAAUAAAUUAGUUGUUAGUUUGUUAACAGUUUAUGACUUGAUUUUGUUAUGACUUACGAGUAGUAAAAUUGAAUCGUAAUGAAUGAAAAUCUGUAAAGCUUCUUAUUUUGAUGAUGUGAUUCUGUGCAGUGGUUUUUAUAUAAACGUAACAUUGAGUAAAUCUUAUUGUAUACAACAAUAUCUGAUUUUUGCCCUAAAGUGUGUUUUUCCAUGUAAAUAUGGUAUCUUUAAAGUGCAAAGAAAUUUUGUGUUUAACAUAUUCAGGAUUACUCUUUAUUUCAGGCAUUCUUUUAAUUACUUUCUCUGUAAUUUUGUCGUACAGAGUUUUGUAUCAUUUUAACUUUGUGCCCUCGGACACGAUUGGACCUUUUAUUGUGAUAUUUAUACUCGGAUUUUUACAUUUAUUCUUGACCUGGCUGGGAAUUAAAGGCCCCACAAGGGAGCACAAUUUUCACAUUGUUCUGUUUAUGGUAUUUACACUAAUUUUAUUAGUUUGUGAAUUUGCUGUUGGAAUAUGGUCGAUGAUACUAUGGGAUGAGAUCUCUAUUCUGACACUGGAAUUGAUGAGAGUGUCAUUUAAGGAAAUGAUUAAUUUCGAUAAAAAAGAGUGGUCUAAACUACAAAGUGAUUUAAAAUGUUGUGGGUUGUAUGGAGUAACCGAUUAUUCAUCGAAACACAACAGCACACCUUUUUCUUGUACAAAUCCGGAAUUAUCCAAUGUUACUAUUCAAUACAUUUAUGAAGAGGGGUGCCAAAAACCCCUUGUGAAGUACGUAAAACGGAUAUUGUUGGACGGUGCUUUGAUUGGAUUUAUUUCCGGAAUAUUUCAGUGUUUUGGCCUUUUCGCAUUUUAUUCCUUCUUCUCCAGUCUGAGGGAGGAACGUAAGGAGAGACUAAACAGAAGACUUGCCAUGCAACGCGAAGCGUCUCAGGGUCAACUACCAGCGCAAAAUCUACCAAUCCCCGUUACACCCCCAAUAUCAGCUAACCCUCCACCCUUACCUUCCUCAUAAAGAUAGACCUAAAAAUAAUUCAAUAUAAAAUAUAAAUGUUGGAAGGUUAGUCCAUUCCAUAUCAGACCAGUAUAUCUUUGACGUAAAAACUGAUGGAAGUUUUUGUCAAUGGGGGUUACAUAUAAAGGACGAUUAAGUAUAACUUUCAUUUUUUGGAUAGUAAAAAGUUAUGUAUUAAUUUGGUCUGGUAUGGGAUUUAUAGUAAACAAAAAAGUAGUAAAAUGGGUGUAGUAGCAUUGAUUAAACUGCAGUAUUCCUUUGCAUUCGGCCAAAUUACGUACUGUUUCCACAUCAUAUUAUUGGGCAACUAUCCUCGACUAUUUACAUCGGGAAUAUGUCUUGCCAGUUAAGAAAUAAUAACGACAAUAUUUUAGAACUGACGCAGCUCGAAAUUAAGUCUUCUUGACGAAGUGAUAACCAGAGAGCGGACAAUUUGUGUCUUUAACCUUGAACAUAGAUAUGUCAUUCAUAAACCUAGAUACAUUAUCCAUGACGCA
Molecule: messenger RNA, 1535 nt
Organism: Anoplophora glabripennis (Asian longhorned beetle)
Lineage: Eukaryota; Metazoa; Arthropoda; Insecta; Coleoptera; Cerambycidae
Product: tetraspanin-14-like
Exons: 5
Coding region: 244-1038 (264 amino acids)
Cellular component (GO): membrane
Source: RefSeq, a predicted model, not a curated record